Scleropages formosus (Asian bonytongue) is the source of this 2511-nucleotide messenger RNA. RefSeq names its product extracellular calcium-sensing receptor-like. NCBI's taxonomy places the organism in Eukaryota, Metazoa, Chordata, Actinopteri, Osteoglossiformes, Osteoglossidae. The coding region runs from base 61 to 2511 and encodes 816 amino acids. Gene Ontology annotation, molecular function: G protein-coupled receptor activity. The transcript has 6 exons. Gene Ontology annotation, cellular component: plasma membrane. Gene Ontology annotation, biological process: G protein-coupled receptor signaling pathway. The record is from RefSeq and is a predicted model, not a curated record.
GCCUCCAGCUGCUUUCUGCAGGGUCACUUUGAGCCGAGUUUCCUUGCUAAUGGACACUUCAUGAUUGGAGGACUUUUCCCGAUGCACUACAGGGUGGAGAUGUUAUACUGGAAUUACAUGCACAAACCAACUGCUCCCCAGUGCUUUGGAUUUGACCCUAGGGCUUUCCGAUGGGCCCAGGCCAUGAGAUUUGCAAUAGAAGAAAUCAACAAGAACCAGAACCUGUUGCCAAACUUCACACUGGGGUACAAGAUCUAUGACUCCUGUGAAACUCAUGUAGCAGCACAGUGGGCAGUUCUGGGUGUGCUGAAUGGACCAGAAGAAACUCAGAAUGCCAUGUGCUUUGCUGCAGCUCCACUUCUGGCUGUAAUUGGAGAUUCUGGAUCAUCUCAAUCUGUUGUUGCCUCUAAUACCCUGCAGCCCUUCAGAAUUCCAAUGAUAAGCUACUUUUCUACAUGCUCCUGUCUCAGUGACAGGAAACAAUACCCAACAUUCUUCAGAGUUGUUCCAAGUGAUGAUUUCCAGGUGAAAGCAAUUGCCCAGCUCUUGCAGAGAUUUGGAUGGAAAUGGGUUGGUAUCGUCACUGAAGAUGAUGACUAUGGCAGAUACGCAUUACAAGGACUGUUGAGAGAAUUCAGAAACAUUGGCGUUUGUCUGGCCUACUAUGAAAUGAUACCCAAAGUAUACGACCAGAAAAGAAUCCAUGAAAUUCUCAGAGUGAUGAAGCAAUCCACGGCAAAGGUUGUCAUUAACUUUGCUGGUGAGGGGGAGUUGUACCCCUUGCUAAAGGAAUACAUGGAUUUGAACAUCACCGGUAUUCAGUGGAUUGCCAGUGAAGCCUGGGUUACGGCCUCUGUCUUAGCAAGCAGUUACCCUUUUAUGGUUGGAACCAUUGGCUUUGCCAUCCGCCAAGGAAAAGUUCCUGGUCUCAAAAACUACCUGCUCACUGUGAACCCAUUAAGGUAUCCCAAUCACACCAUGGUGCAGGAGUUGUGGGCAGCUUUAUAUGGUUGCUCUCUAAAUCUCCUCAGCAGCACAAGCCAGAACUCCACCCAACUGCCCACCUGCACAGGUGAGGAACCUAUUCGGGAGCAGCAUUCUGGCUAUCUGAACACCUCCAACCUUCGCGUGACCUACAAUGUGUAUAAAGCUGUGUAUGCCAUCGCUCACUCUCUGCACAACCUCAUUAACUGUGAGCCUGGGAGAGAGCCUUUCCAAAACUCCUCAUGUGCCAAUACUACAAAUAUUUACCCAUGGGAGCUUCAGCAGUAUCUUCAAGAGGUCUCCUUCACUAUUUUACAAGAAAAGGUGAAUUUCAAUGAGAAAGGAGAUGCAAUUUCAUCAUAUGAUCUGAUCAACUGGCAGCGAGGUGCAGCAGGGAAUACUGAUUUUGUCAAAGUGGGGAUGUUUGAUGGCUCAAAGGAUGCUGGGAAGGAACUCUUCAUCCAGGAAGAGGAGAUCGUGUGGACAGGCCACCAGAGUGAGGUGCUGGUGUCUGUGUGCAGUGACAGCUGUACUCCAGGAUCCAGGAAGGCUGUUCGUCGUGGGGAGCCUCUCUGCUGCUUUGACUGUGUACCAUGUGACGAUGGCAAGAUUAGUAAUCAGACAGAUUCAGUAGAUUGCACACCAUGUCCUGAGGAUUACUGGUCCAACACAGCCAGAACAGAAUGCAUACCCAAAGCAGUCGAGUUCCUCACCCACGAUGCAAUGGGGCUGACCCUCACAGUCAUUUCUGUAGUGGGGGCUUGCCUCACCGCCGCCAUCCUGCUGGUGUUCAUCCGCCACAGGAACACUCCAAUCGUUCGGGUCAACAACUCCGAGCUGAGCUUCUUCAUCCUCCUCUCUCUCAUUCUCUGCUUCCUGUGUGCACUUCUGUUCAUCGGAGAGCCUACAGUGUGGUCCUGCAUGCUGCGCCACACUGCCUUCAGCAUCACCUUCUCCCUUUGCAUCUCCUGCAUCCUGAGCAAGACUCUAGUGGUGCUCGCAGCUUUUACAGCCACCAGGCCUGGCAACAACAUCAUGAAGUGGCUCGGACCCAAACAGCAGAGGGUCAUCAUCUUCGCUUGCACUUUAGUGCAGGUCCUCAUCUGUUCCAUGUGGCUCAUUGCUGCGCCUCCCUUCCCCUUCAAGAACACUCAGUACAGCAGAUCCAAGAUCAUCCUGGAGUGCAGCGUGGGUUCCGACUGGGCUUUCUGGUCGGUCCUGGGCUACAUUGGGCUUCUGGCCUGUCUCUGCUUUGUGUUGGCCUUCUUGGCUCGAAAGCUGCCGGGCAAUUUUAAUGAGGCAAAGUACAUCACAUUCAGCAUUCUGAUCUUCUGCGCUGUGUGGCUCGCCUUUAUUCCUGCCUAUGUGAGCUCACCUGGAAAAUUCACAGUGGCUGUGGAGAUCUUUGCUAUUCUCGCAUCUAGUUUUGGGUUGUUGUUAUGUUUGUUUGCUCCGAAAAGCUACAUAAUUUUAUUGAAACCACAGAAAAACACUAAGCAGCAUCUAAUGGGUAAAGUAAUAAAAUGA